UUAAUCUCAGUCUUGUCCCCAGGUUGUUGUUUAGAUUCAGAGAGAAAGAAAGAGAGAGAGAAUCAUCAGCAUCGUAGCUGUUUCCUAUUUGCCCAUUUUUCUCCAAUCAUCUCUCUCUCUAAGCAUCAAUCAGCCAUGGCUGUUUCUCUCUCCUCUUUCUCUCUCUAGAGGACCUUCCCUCGACCGGUUUCGCGCCUUUUCGUUCCGACUACCCCCGAACGAGAGCCCAAAUCCCUAAAUCUCCUUAUUCUCAAAUCCUCAUGGCGAUCGUGACGGGAGAUCGGUACCUGGAGAAUCUCGAGAAGUUCCUCGAAGAAAACGCCGAUUCGCUCAUCGACGACGCCACCGACGUCCUCAAGCUCAACCCCGCGGGCCUCCACUACGUCCACCUCCGCCUCGAGUCUCUCCGCGAACUCGAGCGCAUGCUCUCCGGAGCCCCCGUCGACUACCUCCGCGCCUACGUCUCCGACAUCGGCGAUUACCGCGCGCUGGAGCAGCUCCGCCGCGUCCUCCGCCUCCUCCCUUCCCUCAAAGUCGUCUCGUCGCUUCCUUCCCCGGCUCGUGAUCCCACGCCGCUCUCUCUUCUCCCCUUCGCCAGGCUUAGGGUUCUGGAGCUCCGCGGGUGUGAUCUGUCCACUUCGUCUGCUAAAGGAUUGCUCGAGCUCAGGCAUACCUUGGAGAAGUUGAUCUGCCACAAUUCCACUGAUGCGCUGCGGCACGUGUUUGCUAGUAGAAUCGCCGAGAUAAAGGAUUCGCCGCAGUGGAAUAAGUUGGUUUUCGUUUCGUGCGCUUGUAACCGUCUCUUGCUCAUGGAUGAGUCGUUGCAGCUUCUCCCUGCUGUUGAGUCGCUUGAUCUGAGCCGGAACAAGUUUGCGAAGGUGGAUAAUCUUCGGAGAUGUUCCAAGUUGAAACACCUUGAUCUAGGUUUCAAUCGACUCCGAAAAAUCUCUCACUUGAGUGAGGUAUCAUGUCACCUUGUUAAACUUGUUUGGACUGUGCAGGUAUCAUGUCACCUUGUUAAACUUGUUUUGAGGAACAACGCUCUAACUACAUUGCGUGGGAUUGAGAAUUUGAAGUCACUUGAAGGCCUUGAUGUUUCCUUCAAUAUUAUUUCCGAUUUUUCAGAAUUGGAGUUCCUUGGGAGUCUUUCAUUCUUGACAGACCUGUGGUUAGAAGGAAAUCCGUUUUGCUGCGCGCGAUGGUACAGAGCGCAUGUCCUCAGCUUCGUUGCUCGUCCAAAUGAUCUAAAGCUAGAUGGCAAACAAAUUGGGAAUCGAGAAUUUUGGAAGAGGCAGGUUGUUGUUACCCGUAGGAAAAGUCAGCCUGCUAGCUAUGGGUUCUACUCUCCGGCUAGAGAGGAAGCUGAUGAUGAAGGAAGCUUCAAUAGAAAAAAGUCACAGGCGAAAAUAUACCGGCUCGCGUCUAUUGACACUGAGGAAGAGAGCACUUGCGUGACUUCUGAUCAAGAGUCUGCUUCAUGUGAACUCGAGACUCAAAGCAAAGAGGAGAAUAUCAAGUCCGAUCACGAAGAUGAUAUCUUUGGUCUAAUAAGUAAAGUUGAAAAGUUGAAGAAAGAACGUUCGGUUCUUUGGCUGCGAGAGUUUAAGGAGUGGAUGGAUCAUCCAUCAGAGGAUUUUGUGGAUGUCAGAAAAGAGGUCUUGAGUAUUGAUUCAGAGAAAAAGUACUACUCAAAGAAUAGAAAAAACCCCAAGCAUCACAAUGAAGCAUUGAGAUAUCCACCAGGUUUCCAAAUUACAGAUCUAAACAAGAAGGAUCAAGCAUAUCUUCUUGAUGGGAAGCCAGAUGAAAAUGGAAACAUGUCAACGUCGGAUGCUACUCACGAUAUAAAGGGAUCAUUUUCACCCUCAUCAUAUAUGCAAUCACCCCCUCACUAUCAAAAGGAUGUCUUACAUCGACGUCAUAACCUGGUGGAAGAAAUCUUGCAGCUAUCAGCGGAUUCUUAUUCAGUAGCAUCGUCUGAUAGCACGAGCAGCUGCAGUGAAAAUGAAAACUAUGAUUCUGAGCAAUCAAAUCCUGAACAAGAUAUGUUGGUGGAUCAUCUUAAUGGGAAUAGUCCCGUAGAAGAGAUUCUCGUAUCUGAAAAAGACUCAAGCUUGCUUGAUUCUCAACCAGAAAAAAGUAGCAUAAUAAAGACUUGGAGGAUAGAUGAAUCGUUCAAAGCAAAAACCACUAAUAUUAUUUCUGGACUACAUAAUAGUGAGCUUGCUUCCGGUGUUAACCAUAUUUAUAAUUGGUUUGACAAAAGGAAAAGCAAGAAGAAGCCUAAAAAGAGAAAUGUUUCUCUGUUGGUGGAUAAUAGUGUCACAUGUAGCGGAGAAACAUCUCAUAGAAGUGAUGCUGAUAUCAGUGAUUCUGGUGAAGAUGGGUGUGUUUCUGAUCAUUUUCAAGAAGGUUCAUUGACUAUGGGUUGUAAUAGUAAGAGAACUACUAGAUUUUUUGAGGCUGAAAAAACCCCUGAAGUAAUAGGUGGUCUAGUUGACGAGUAUAUUACAACAACACUGUCAGAUUCCAGCGUUGAUGAGACUUGUAGGAUUUACGUAAGUUGUGAUUGCAUAAUACGGCAAGAAUUCACCUACACGCGACGGGAAGUAGUGUUGCUGCGGAGUAGCCAAGAGAAACUGUGUGUGCUGCUCGUGGAUGUUUCUACUGAUUCACAAGACAGAAAUUUAAGUUUAUUGUGUUCGCGUGCUAUUAAUGAUAUACAAGAUGUCUCAAUUGGUCUGGGACUUCAAGUUGUGAGGCUACGCUUUAAGGAGGGCACAGAGUACAAUUUUAUAACAGGGAGCAUCGAAAAAACGACAGUUUUACUCAAUAUCAUUGAAGUCUUGGAUUCUCAAGCUACGGAACCUAAAUGUUCUUUGGGAAGUUUGGAAAAUAUACAAAUGGAAAUGUUUGAGAAAGAAAUAUGUGGUGGUUUGAAGCUGCCUAUAUUCCAGUAUAGUGUUCUCCAGUUUCAGAGCAGCACUCUUGGAGAGGUGUCAUGGCUUCCACGAUCACUAUUUGUGGUAGAUGGACAUCUUUUCGUAUGCAUUGAAGACUUCAGCCUGCUGAGUUCUCUUCCAACGAAAGAUUCUUCUGCUCCAUAUUUCUCGCUUGACUCGAGCUGUUCCAUCUCCGACAUUGUUGAGAUGGCUAUUGAAUCUCGAGGAAGCCCAUGCCUGUCACUGAAGAUCAAGCAGAAGAAUUCCACAUAUCAAGCCAGACCAAACAGACCAGCGACUUCAGCAACAUGGAAGUUCAAAUUAUUCAGCAUCGAGUGUGUACUCAAAUUUGUGUCUCUAGUCAAAGGACUUCACCCGGAUUCACAAGUACUUCCGUUGCUCGUAAGGCAUUUGGGUUAGAUAUAAGCCGCAAAAGUUCCUUCUUAGGAGAGAAAAUUUCUCGUCGUGCAUACUCACAUAAUGUUCAUAACUUCAUAUUCAUUUGAUUCAGUUUGUUCCCAUGUGUUUUUGAUUCAUCUUGUAUAAAGCCCUUGAGGGUAUUGUGACGUGCUCUGAGCGAGUCUGAUUGAUAGAUUCCUUCAACCGUUUCAACAUAUUCUUUGAUUUGUA
This is a messenger RNA of Raphanus sativus (radish), 3572 nucleotides long. RefSeq lists its product as uncharacterized. Gene Ontology annotation, cellular component: cytoplasm. Lineage: Eukaryota; Viridiplantae; Streptophyta; Magnoliopsida; Brassicales; Brassicaceae. Gene Ontology annotation, molecular function: protein binding. The transcript is spliced from 11 exons. The coding region runs from base 261 to 3362 and encodes 1033 amino acids. The record is from RefSeq and is a predicted model, not a curated record.